CUCUCCCGUCCUUCGUGCGGGCCUCCGCACCUUUGCGGGGACCCGUGAUCUGCAGGGAGUGGACACGCUCCUGGGCGGCGGCGUCGCCCGUGAGCGGGGCCCUGGGCCCCCAGCACGGGCGCUGUGGCACUCUUAGGAUCUUGCGGGGGCCCCUUUGGAGAAAAGAAAAAAAACAAAAAGCGACGCAGUUUCGCCCCAGUUGAUUUUCGGUGGCACACUCCCAGGAAAAUCAGUCCUGGCAAAAAAUAGAUGUUAAACCUUGGUUCGAGUGGGAAACAAAAUGUCUCUUAGUCCACCCAAAUUUCUUGAAGUAAGGGAAGAAGAUAAUUCAAAACUUGUGGAAAUACAACAGUCACAAAAUACUUCCAUAGCUGUAGAAGAUCCUCUUCAAAACUUGUGCUUGGCAUCACAAGAAGUUCUUCAGAAAGCUCAGCAGAGUGGGAGAUCAAAAUGCCGCAAGUGUGGUGGUUCAAGAAUGUUCUACUGCUAUACAUGUUAUGUUCCAGUGGAAAAUGUACCCAUGGAACAGAUGCCACUUGUGAAGCUUCCAUUGAAGAUUGACAUCAUUAAACAUCCAAAUGAAACAGAUGGCAAAAGUACUGCUGUACAUGCAAAACUCUUAGCACCUGAAUUUGUAAAUAUUUACACAUAUCCUUGUAUCCCAGAAUAUGAAGAACAGGACCAUGAGGUUGCACUUGUUUUUCCUGGGCCCAAGUCUGUCUCAAUAAAAGAUAUUUCUUUUCAUCUGCAAAAAAGGAUUCAAAAUAAUGUUAGAGGCAAAAAUGAUGAUCCUGACAGACCAUCUAUUAAACGUAGGAAAAAUGAAGAACAGGAUUUCAAUGACAGCAAAUGCAAAAGUGCAAUACUGAAAAGAAUUAUAUUUAUAGAUAGCACCUGGAACCAAACAAAUAAGAUAUUCACUGAUGAGAGACUUCAAGGACUGUUACAAGUUGAGUUAAAAACAAGAAAAACUUGCUUUUGGCGCCAUCAAAAAGGAAAGCCAGACACCUUCCUUUCCACAAUCGAAGCCAUUUACUACUUCUUGGUAGACUACCAUACUGAUGUAUUAAAAGAGAACUACAAAGGACAAUAUGACAAUCUUUUAUUUUUCUACUCAUUUAUGUACCAGUUAAUAAAGAAUGCCAAAGGCUCUGGAGACAGAGAAACAGGAAAGCUGAUCCACUAAUUUUAAGAAGCCACUUUUAUCAUUUUAUUUUCAUAAAAAAAUCAAUAAAGGAAUGCAUUGUUUAUUCUAAGGAAAUGUCUAUAUGUAAUCUACAAGACCACUUGAAAAAAUGGUUUCACUUCUUUGUUUUUCAAAAGAAAUUUAAAUCUAAUGGAAUCUUUAGAGAUAAUGUUUCCUGAUAAUUCAUUUCACAAGGUCUCUACUCAUUAAGCAUAACUCAGUGUUUUGGUUUUUUUUUUUGUUUUUUUUUCCUUUGGGCUAUCUGUGGUAGUUCUCAGGAGCUACUCCCCAUUCCAUGCCACAGGUACCCCAUGUACCUAUGGACUUAGUGUUGAGGAUCAAA
This is a messenger RNA of Sorex araneus (European shrew), 1529 nucleotides long. RefSeq names its product DTW domain containing 1 (gene DTWD1). Gene Ontology annotation, molecular function: tRNA-uridine aminocarboxypropyltransferase activity. Gene Ontology annotation, cellular component: nucleus. The record is from RefSeq and is a predicted model, not a curated record. Gene Ontology annotation, biological process: tRNA modification. Bases 281 to 1186 code for a protein of 301 amino acids. The transcript is spliced from 5 exons. NCBI's taxonomy places the organism in Eukaryota, Metazoa, Chordata, Mammalia, Eulipotyphla, Soricidae.